GCAUGCAAGGCGGUGUUCAGCUGGCCCACCCAGGCAGCCAUACAGCAGUGCAAGGGAGGGCUUGUGGAGGCCACAGGAUAUCUCGAGAAGAUGGAUGCCCUGACAGAGAUGCAUGCCCUCUUGUCGGCAUGCAAGGCGGUGUUCAGCUGGCCCACCCAGGCAGCCAUACUGCAGUGCAAGGAGGCUUGUGGAGGCCACAGAUAUCUCGAGAAGAUGGAUGCCCUGACAGAGAUGCAUGCCCUCUUGUCGGCAUGCAAGGCGGUGUUCAGCUGGACCACCCAGGCAGCCAUACAGCAGUGCAGAAAGGCUUGUGGAGGCCACGGAUGCACGCACUGUUGUCGGCAUGCAAGGCAGUGUUCAGCUGGACCACCCAGGCAGCCCAUACAGCAGUGUAGAGAGGCUUGUGGAGGCCACGGGUAUCUCAAGUGUGCUGGGUUUGCGGGGUUGCGCAAUGACAACGAUGCCAGCUGCACGUACGAAGGGGACAACAACGUGCUGCAGCAGCAGGCCAGCCAGUGGGUGGUACGUCUGUGGGGGCAACGGCAGGAACAGCGAGACCAAUUCCCCCUCGGCUCGGUGGACCUCCUGUACCGCAGCCGAGCGGACCACAUGUCUGCUGCCAGCGAGAGGGAGUUUUGUCACCCUCCAGUCCUCCUCGAAGCCUACGAGUGGCUGGUGUGUUGGCUGGUGGAGAAGACGUCACAGUUGUACCAGUCCCAAGUGGAGAGAGGCACUGACAGGUUCCACGGCACGGAACCACUCUCAAGUCUAUCGGGGCAGGAGUCUCUCUCUGGCCUACGCUGA
This is a messenger RNA of Homalodisca vitripennis (glassy-winged sharpshooter), 804 nucleotides long. RefSeq names its product peroxisomal acyl-coenzyme A oxidase 3-like. The transcript has 5 exons. Gene Ontology annotation, molecular function: pristanoyl-CoA oxidase activity; FAD binding; fatty acid binding. Lineage: Eukaryota; Metazoa; Arthropoda; Insecta; Hemiptera; Cicadellidae. The annotation marks the transcript as partial. The record is from RefSeq and is a predicted model, not a curated record. Gene Ontology annotation, biological process: lipid homeostasis; fatty acid beta-oxidation using acyl-CoA oxidase. Gene Ontology annotation, cellular component: peroxisome.